Nerophis lumbriciformis (worm pipefish) is the source of this 1544-nucleotide messenger RNA. RefSeq names its product GTPase IMAP family member 4-like. Gene Ontology annotation, molecular function: GTP binding. The record is from RefSeq and is a predicted model, not a curated record. Lineage: Eukaryota; Metazoa; Chordata; Actinopteri; Syngnathiformes; Syngnathidae.
AAGCUGAGGUAAGAAGCUAAAUAAUUUCUCAAUCUAGACCUGGAAUAACAUACUUGGCUAAUCUUCUAAACUGGGAAUCUAAAGUAAUGGCUGAAGCAAUACCUCUGCGAGAAAAGAAGCAGAAAACUCUACCUCGAUCUGAUGGGUGUGGUCUGAAUAACUUUGAUGCUCUGGAUCUGUCUGGCGGCCUGAGGAUAGUCCUGGUGGGGAAAACUGGAUCAGGAAAGAGCGCAACAGGAAACACCAUACUCGGCAGGGCUGCCUUCAGAGAGGAUCCGAGCCCUGUGUCGGUGACCAAACACUGCGAGACGCAGAGCGGGUACGUGGACGGGACAGCGGUGCAGGUCAUUGACACGCCCGGCCUGUUUGACACGGCCAUCACAGAGGAAGAGUUAAAGUCAAGGAUAGAGGAAUGUGUCAAGAUGUCAGUGCCGGGCCCUCACGCCUUCCUCUUAGUGAUCAGGCUCGGUGUGAGGUUCACAGAGGAGGAGAGAAAUGCUGUGAAGUGGAUCCAGAACAACUUUGGCGACGACGCGUCCAUGUACACCAUCAUGCUGUUUACGUGCAAAGACCAGGCCAAAGCUGACAACGCCCUGAAGGAGUGCAAGGAGCUGCGCAGACUCUCCAUCACGUUCGGACGCAGAUACCACGCCUUCAACAACAACGACGCAGACGACCCGGUCCAGGUCAAAGAGCUGGUCACCAUGAUCAAGGAGAUGAUACAAGACAACGGCGGCAAACACUACACCAAUGAAAUGUACGAGAGAGCGCAGAGCAAGCUGAAAGAGGAGGAGGAGCGGAAGAAGCAAGAGGAGGAGGAGAAGAAGGAGGAGGAGAGAAAAAUAUGGGACGGAGAGAGAGAGGAGCAGGAGAAGGAGAGGCAAAAGCAGAAGAAGGUUAAAAAAAAGAACGUCUGCGUGGCCUCGGCGGCCGCUGUGGUGCUGGUGUUGGCUGGCGUGGUGAUAGCGGUGGGCGCCAACACCACAGUGGCGCUGGCUCUAGGAGCACCUGCACUCGUCCUGGGAGUCUUGUGUGGCCUAGCUGCCUUUUGUUUGUGGAAAGGAGUCCGGUGCAAAGCCAAAACCGAUUUUCCUGUUUAGACGGAGGUCUUUGCGAAGAACAUGUUGUGACAUCUGCAGCAUAUGCUAUACGCGUAGCAAACACACUGUUUGAUUUCCUGCGAACCGCAGGAAUUAGAGAUGUCCGAUAAUAUCGGCCUGCCGAUAUCAUCGGCCGAUAAAUGCGUUAAAAUGUAACAUCGUAAAAAUUAUCGGUAUCGUUUUUUUUUUAUUAUCGGUAUCGUUUUUUUGUUGUUGUUUUUUUUAAUUAAAUCAACAUAAAAAACACAAGAUACACUUACAAUUAGUGCACCAACCCAAAAAACCUCCCUCCCUCAUUCACACAAAAGGGUUGUUUCUUUCUGUUAUUAAUAUUCUGGUUCCUACAUUAUAUAUCAAUAUAUAUCAAUACAGUCUGCAAGGGAUACAGUCCGUAAGCACACAUGAUUGUGCGUGCUGCUGGUCCACUAAUAGUACUAACCUUUA